AUGGAAACUCAUGUCUUUCGUUGUGGUAAUAAUGGCCGACGAUAUUAUUGGCCAUCCUUGUUCCAUCUUGAUCCAUGUACUUCCGCUACUGUUCCCUUAUUUAUUAUUGAUGUUUUGAAGGCACCCAUUGCCCGUGACUUCUAUCUUGGUUCCAUACCACUGGCGUAUGCGAAUGCCAUUCUUAUAGGGAACCAUGUGGUUACCUCCAUUGAAGUUGGGGGUAGAAUAGUAGGAGAAGAGAUGAUUCUGAGUUCUGAUGAUGAAUCUGCUACUACUAUUAUACUAUCCAUUGAUGAUACUUCCGGUCAUCGGUCCAUCUUACGUUGUAGAGUCCCCUUUGGACUAUACUUGGCCCAGGGACUCCAAUGGGGUCAUACCUAUGGUGUUAUAGUUGUCAUUAAGGGACAUUUGUUGAUAAGAAACCGUCAGCUACAAGGUCGAGCGUUACAAGUAAAGGAUAGAAAUGGUGACUUCUCCUCGGAACUUAGUAUAUGGAAUAAGACCUUGAAGUACCGUAAGGACCACUUAAGUGUGGAUUGGGAAGUAGUAGUGCCUGAUACUACAGACAUUUACAAGUCGUCACAAGAUGGUAAAGUUAAAGAUUCAACAGUUAAAGACUCAGCAGUUCUUGUGAUUAGUAGUGAUUCAGAAGUAGAAGAAGAAGAGAUACCCAUCUCCACAGGAAUAGAAGAUUCACUAUACCUACCAAAUAGAAAGCGUUACGAUAUUAUAGACACUGACAGUGACUCUCUUACAGAAGUUGUCGGGGAUUCAAGUGAUAUUGAAGUCAUUGCUAUCAAUAGACAGGGACCUCCUCGUCAUAUUCUAUUGGCAGAAAUCAUUAGAAUACUAAUACUUAAUAAGUUUGUUCCUAUCCUGGUCCCCCAACUCUACAAGGUACACCUCCGCGAUAAAUGGGGUACCUUUGGGGGUAUUCUCGAAGCAUGUCAAGAGUUAUACCGUCAUUACAACUUGAUUCAUAUUUCCACUAGAAACAAAACAAUAUCGUCCACAAACCUAAAGAAUCUUUAUAACAACACAGCCAACUGUUUAAGACGUAUGAAAUUGGCAAAAAUGACUUUUGAUGAAGACAGAACCUUCGAUGUCCCCAAAUAUAUCGCUGAAUUCCCCCAGUUCACUCUGGAGAAUUGGGACUUUAGGAUCAUGAACUCACUCAUUGACUUCAUCGUUAUGUACGAUGUCGGAGAUAAAAAUAGAUGGGUCUGUGGUAAGUUUCAAUGGAGAUUCAAAGGGUAA
Molecule: messenger RNA, 1257 nt
Organism: Lizanozyma spartinae
Lineage: Eukaryota; Fungi; Ascomycota; Pichiomycetes; Serinales; Debaryomycetaceae
Exons: 1
Coding region: 1-1257 (418 amino acids)
Source: RefSeq, a predicted model, not a curated record